Messenger RNA from Acipenser ruthenus (sterlet), 2222 nucleotides. RefSeq names its product neurogenic differentiation factor 6-A-like. The record is from RefSeq and is a predicted model, not a curated record. Gene Ontology annotation, biological process: regulation of DNA-templated transcription; nervous system development. NCBI's taxonomy places the organism in Eukaryota, Metazoa, Chordata, Actinopteri, Acipenseriformes, Acipenseridae. The transcript is spliced from 2 exons. Gene Ontology annotation, molecular function: protein dimerization activity. Bases 328 to 1341 code for a protein of 337 amino acids.
UUUGACGGUACAUUAAAGCUAGUUGGUGCCCAGUUACAGAGAUGCCAGAUGAUCAGUGUGGGAUAGGUGUCCCUCGAGAGAAGGUCACGUGAUGAUCGUUGCCCUGUUACGUCAGCGGCAGAUGGCAUGGGUACCAGCUCUGGCAGUUGGCAUCAGUGUCAUUUCUCAAAGAGAGAAGAGGGAGAGAGAAAGAGACUGCUCAGAAAAUCAGACUGUGGUUUGCACUACAAGAAAGGGUUCUGGUACAGUAAUUCAAAGGACCUGAAACAUGAAAACUGCAUGUUGACACAAAAUCAAGUAUUCUAUUGGGAUUUUUAGGAGAGGAAAAUGUUGACCUUACCCUUCGAGGAGCCUGUUAUGAUGCCUGAUCCACAGUUUGGUGCAAACCUUCCCAGAGAUUGUGUCGCUGAGAAUAAAAGUAGAAAAACUGACACUUUUUUUAAACAAGAUAAAUCACCAAUGCCAGAGUCAAAGCAGACCCAGGAUGAAGAUUCGGAAAAAGAGGAAGAGGAAAGAGAGGAAGUUGGGGAUGAAAAUGGAUUGCCGAGGAGAAGAGGCCCCAGAAAAAAGAAGUUAACCAAAGCGAGAGCAGACAGGGUUAAAUUUAGGCGGCAGGAGGCCAACUCGAGGGAGAGAGGUAGAAUGCAUUGUCUCAACAAUGCCCUGGACAGCCUUAGAAAGGUGGUACCCUGUUACUCAAAAACACAAAAACUCUCCAAAAUAGAGACUUUGCGGCUGGCAAAGAAUUACAUAUGGGCUCUGUCAGAAAUCCUCAGUGCUGGAAAGAGACCCGAUCUUCUUGCCUUCGUGCAGUCCUUGUGUAAAGGAUUGUCACAGCCAACCACUAAUUUAGUGGCAGGGUGUCUGCAGCUCAAUGCCAGAAAUUUCCCAACAGAUCACAACGGGGAAGCAUCUCACUCUGGCAGGUCUCCAUACCAGAACUUGUAUCCACCUUAUCAGAGCCCUGAGCUUGGCACACCUACAGGACAUGGUAGUGGUACCAUGGACAGCGCUAAGCCCUUCAGACCGUACAAUUACUGCAGUACUUACGAGCCUUUCUAUGAAAGUACUUCCCCUGAAUGUGUAAGCCCACAGUUUGAAGGUCCCCUAAGCCCCCCAAUUAACUUUAAUGGGAUAUUUUCCCUUAAGCAUGAAGAAACAGCUGAGUAUGGUAAGAAUUACCACUACGGCAUGCAUUACUGUGCUGUGCCAGCCAGGGGUUCUCUUGGGCAGAAUUCCAUGUUUAGGGUCUCCUCAGACAGUCACUUCCCUUAUGACUUACAUCUGCGCAGUCAACCCUAUGCGAUGCAGGGCGAAAUAAACGCAGCUUUUCAUAAUUAACGUGUUAAACUAAACUGUGGUCAUCACUGUUGGCAGCUAAUUAGUGAAAAUGGUGUCUGUGCAGUAUUCACGCUUGACACAUAAACUAUAUAGUAUAUUCUUACCAUAUUUUGGUAAGUUGCAUUACUUUAAUUUUAUUUUAUUGCAUUAUACUUCCAUCCAUAUCAACCAUAGACCUAUUAAAGUAACCCCUGUAAUUAAUGUAGCUAAUUAUUUUUAUUCUCAUUAUUAUGAUGUCUAUAUUGGUGAGUGUGGCUUUUGUUCAGCUAUGUUUUCAAAACACACUUCAAUGUUAUCAAGUCUAUGCUUAUUACAUAAUUACAUAAUAAAAGAAAUAUGUAAUAUAAUUCUUCAAGAUGUAUUGUUCGCUUAAAUCUUUGAUUACAAUUUUACCAGGAAAUGUGAAAAUGAAACGUUUUGGAUUGUAUGUAUAAAUAAUGUUCAUACUGUUGAAAUCCUAGCUUGCCGAUGAAUACGAAAUGUGUAUUUAACCUAUGUAUGUUAUUCCAGUAGUAAGAGGAUACUGCCCUUUCCGAAUUGAACCUAAUGCACAUAAACGAGGAACAUUUUGUAUUUCUCAUAAAUAUAACAAUAACACUACUACUACUACGACAACUAAUAAUAAUAAUAAUAAUAAUAAUAAUAAUAAUAAUAAUAAUAAUAAUAAUAAUUUAUGAAAUCGAUAGAUAUAUAACGCAGCAAGCAAUAAAGGCAAUUAGCAACAAAAACUAUGCACCAUAGAAUAUGCUCCCUUAAUAAGCCUUCCCAUGUGCAUGUGUUCCAUACACAUACACAAGAUGUCACUGGGACGAGUGUCCUACUCUCCGUGUUUUAUCUGAAGGGCAAACCAAUGGUUGAUCUUAUCUAGAUUAUGGGUAAUU